AUGAUUAAGGUGGUAUUUUCAUUUGAUGAAGCUCAAACAUUGCUUGAGUAUAAAACCGAUUCAUGUUGUUUGAUUAAUGAACUGUGCAAAGAAAUUAGACGUUACAAUAAUCCAGUAUUUCUUGGAACAACCUUUAGUAUUUCAAAGGCUGUGUUAAAUGUUAGUCAAGAAGGAAGGCAAUUUUUGUUUCCUGUAAUUGGUACUCUUGAGCCUUGGUAUUUGAAUGAUGUUGACAAGAUAUUAAGUCACAUGUUCAAUAUUGAAGAUUUUAAGAAAGAUAAUGAAGAAGAGUAUUGGAUAUUAUGCUAUUUACUAUCUGGCGCACCUGAGAAUGUAGUUAGAUUCCACCAAACAUUAUAUCAACACGCAGAACUCUAUCAUAACGAUAGUCUGGCUCUUUUUAGGAAAAGUCUUGAAGAAGUUGUACAGUUCAAAGAAGAGAGAAGUGCAGUUAGAAUUGUAUCUUUUUUGAAUGAUACAUCAAUCAUGGACAGAGAAGAUCAUUUGUUAAAACUUAUUUUUGACAGAGAAGUCGAAAAUCAAAAGUUGAUGAAUUCAGAUUUGGUCAUGAAUAGUUUCAAGAGGGCAUUCAUUGAAAAAACCAUUGCUUUUGUUGUUAGGAAAGACACAAAUUCUUUAUUUGAGAUUGUAGAUCCAAUUAUUGCAAAAUCAUAUUUUACAAUUUUAGUGGAAGAUUACACAGAAAUGAUGGUUUCUUUCAUGACAGCCAACUUCACUAAGAGGGGAGAAGACUUUGAGCUAUUUAUGGUUAUAUUACUAAUACUUGAAAGUAAUAGAUUGAAAGAUCAACCUAUGGUUGUUAGUCCAUUAUUUGCAAGUGCAACCAGUUUGUGCAAGUAUCAACUGAUUACUAGAACCUUUCUAAAUGAUAAACAUUUAAGCAAAAAGCUUUUAUCACAAUUUGCCAACAUUUCAAGCAUUUGGUAUUGCCAAUUGGCAUGCCAUUUCUUUAUGGAUACAUAUGUGAAAUCAGAUAAUAAUAUGGGGCCACUUGUGCUAUGA
Molecule: messenger RNA, 1023 nt
Organism: Naegleria gruberi
Lineage: Eukaryota; Heterolobosea; Eutetramitea; Acrasida; Naegleriidae
Exons: 1
Coding region: 1-1023 (340 amino acids)
Source: RefSeq, a predicted model, not a curated record